AGAAAACGACAUUUCCCAUCGCCCACUUCGCCAUAAACAAGGAAAUAGUCUACGGGUACGCCAAGAAGCCUGUAUUUUACUGUGUCUCAAUUGCGUAAUUUAGCGACUGUACCCUUCAUAUGAGGAGAGCUAUGUGCUAAAAGUUCUUGCACUUUAUGCACACGUAAUAAUUGACCGGUUUUACACAGUUCAAGAUUGAUUCAAGGACAGCGCCGCAGAAAAGGAGGUUUCAAGAGGAUGACUAGACGCAAUUCAAAGAGGCACCUGGAUAAGAACAAAACUCUGAAGUGGAACAUCCAUCUAGGAAAGGGGAACUGAAAGGUUUAUAACUUCAGCUGCUCCGAUUGAGAAGUGAGAGGGAACACAGCCUGUAUACCUCAGGUCAUACCAGGAUUAGAUCCACUAUGUCCUUUUAUCCCUCUUAUUUACUGUGUCUUUGCCUGGGAGUUCUAUGUGUGGUGUUUGUCUCUUUCUGGAAUGCUCAAUGGCGUGGUGGCUUUGCAUGGGAUGGCACGGGCAAACAGUUCAACUGGCACCCAGUUUUUAUGGUUACUGGGUUGGUGGUGCUGUAUGGUAAUGCGGCUGUGUUGUAUCGCGUGCCGCUAACUUGGGGACAGAAUAAGACACCAUGGAAACUGGUGCAUGCUGGGACACUGCUCCUGGCUUUGAUUCUGUCUGUUUUGGGACUUUGUGCUGUGUUUGAUUUUCACAACGCCCAAAAUACCCCCAACGUAUAUUCACUGCAUAGCUGGAUCGGCAUUUGCACCGUGGCUCUCUUCACCUCUCAGUGGGUGGUUGGUUUUGCUGCCUUCUUACUUCCCUGGUCCCCAGUGGAGCUUCGCAAACUGAUCAAACCUACUCAUGUCUGGAUGGGAGCCAUCAUUCUGGUUCUGAGCAUCAUUUCCUGCAUAUCUGGGAUCAAUGAGAAGUUGUUUUUUUCUCUAAAAGGAAAUGUUAAUGGAACGCAGCCUUAUGCCAAGCUUCCAUCAGAGGCCCUCUUCGCUAAUUCUCUUGGAGUCCUUAUUGUGGUGUUUGGAUUAGUUGUGUUGUACAUCCUCUCCAACCAAGGGUGGCAACGACCAGAGCCAAACCAUGAUGGAGAAGGUUAUAGGCCAUUGCAACAUGAAGAAAGUUGAUGGCCAAUUGCCACAGGAACGGAAACAGACAACAAAGAUCUUCACCUGAGAUGAUAGAAUGUAUACAGUAUGUUGGCCUACAAGUGUAUGUAUGCAAUACUUUUAUAUUAAGUAAUUUAUUUCAUUUUUGCAGACACAAUGCUGAAAUUCCGAAUACAUAUUUAGAAUCUAUACCUUUUGUGUUGUCGUUUUUUGUAAUUAAAAGCAAUUUGAUUAACGAA
Clupea harengus (Atlantic herring) is the source of this 1357-nucleotide messenger RNA. RefSeq names its product cytochrome b561 family, member A3a (gene cyb561a3a). Gene Ontology annotation, molecular function: oxidoreductase activity. NCBI's taxonomy places the organism in Eukaryota, Metazoa, Chordata, Actinopteri, Clupeiformes, Clupeidae. The record is from RefSeq and is a predicted model, not a curated record. Gene Ontology annotation, cellular component: lysosomal membrane.